AAUAAUUUACUCCUCCCCAGUUUGUUUGAUUUGGCGGGAAAUACUUCCUAUUAUUGUUCCUAUCCGAUUUCAGAUUCAGCCUCUCCCUCCCCCUACGCUUUCAGUCCGAAUGCCCAACAACCUGCAAGAAUUUUAUCACUCUCUCUCUCUCUCCUCCAUUGUCUCACACUGGUCAGCAAUCUUCGAACAGCCCUGUUGAUGGCAUGGCGGAGGUGGUGGAAGAUUACCCCUGUAAUCUCUGCGAGAAGGAGUUUGAGGGGUUUUGGGCACUGUACGAUCAUUACUGUGCGAAACACAGACAUGACUACCCAUUUGCCUGUGAUCGCUGUGGAAAGGGCUUCAAGAAAGCCGAGUUCAAGCAACAACACGAGGAAGAGCCGCAUCAACAGCCGCGCCACAAUGUCAGCGAGCGCCGCCAGCGGCGGCGCCGCCGCCGCCGUAAAAAUUGACGGUGGCGCGUCUUUUCUCCCUCGGCAGCAACGAUCCUUUAAGACCAUGAGGAAAUGGAAGAUAAUCCCCUCUUGUGGGACGAUGUGCGUGUGCUGCCCUGCUUUGAGGUCCACAUUUCGACAACCUGUGAAACGAUACAAGAAACUCCUUGCUGAUAUCUUCCCAAAGUCUCCGGAUGCACCCCCAAAUGAGAGAAAAACUGCGAAGUUGUGUGAAUAUGCUGCCAAAAAUCCAAUUCAAAUCCCCAAGAUUGCCAAGUAUCUCGAAGAAAGAUGCUGCAAAAAACUGUGGAGUGACCAUGCAAAGUUCAUCAGUGUUAUUAUGGAGGCUUACAAUAAGUUGCUAUGCAUUUGUAAGGAGCAGAUGACAUAUUUUGCUGUCAAUUUGUUGAAUAAGGUCAAUAAGCUGCUAGUGGGGCCUAAUCAAUCUGCUUUGCUGAUUCCUGGAUGCCAGACCUUAACCAAGUUUUUCUACAGUCAGGUGGGUGGAACUUAUGCACAUGAAAUUGAAAAUUAUGCUCCCAAGGUUUGUAAACUUGCACUUAAGCACGGGGAAGAAGGUAGUCCUAGCAGCUUAAGGGCAUCAAGUCUUCAAUGUCUCUCGGCCAUGGUAUAUACUCGAUGCAGGAGACAUAGCAGCUGAUGGAAAUGAUGUUAAGAAAUUCUAAUAUGGUCUUCAACGGAUGCUCGUUAUGUAGUCCCUGAAGUUCUGUAAUCAGUGAGCAACUGGGAUUUUGGGGGAUUGGCUGGUGGACAAUUUUUGGGUUUAGAUGUACAUUUUGGGAUUUUGUGGGUGUCUUCUUGGUAAAAGUGGCAAACUUUUGUGCCUGAAUGAUGAGCAAAAUUGUAAACCCAAUUGCCCAAGAGCAACUUAAUAGAUGAU
Molecule: messenger RNA, 1332 nt
Organism: Linum tenue
Lineage: Eukaryota; Viridiplantae; Streptophyta; Magnoliopsida; Malpighiales; Linaceae
Source: the annotation of a GenBank genome assembly